AUUCGCAUUUUCUCUUUUUGCUUGUUGCCUUGUUUAUUACUGUUUUUGAUGUUGUAAAACCACAAUGCGAAUUGAUUGAUCGAUUUCCACGUUUUACAUUAUUUUCUCGUGUAAGCAAUUGUAUAACAGCAGUUCAAACACAAUCAAAAUGAUGGACGACGCGAUUGAGAUGUCAUUAGAUGACAUCAUAAAACAGAGUCAAAUUGGCAAAAACAACCAAGGGAAAAACCGUAACUAUAACCAGGGUCCAAACAAACCCUAUAACCAAGGAGGGCCCCAAAAUUAUAAUCAGAAUAGAAAUUACAAUAAUCAAAAUGGAAAUAACCGGAAUUUUAACCACGGCAAUAGAAACGGUCAGAUGAACCCAGGAAAUCAAAACCACAACGGUAUGAACCGUAAUAACCAGGGUGGAAUGAACCGGAAUUUCCAGGGUGGCAUGAACCAAGGCAACCGUAACUGGAAUCAGGGAAACAUGAACCGAGGACGGUCCCAGUCACGAGCAAGAUCACGCAGCCGCUCACGGUCCAGAUCUCGCUUCUCCCGCGAGGGCUCCCAAGCUCGCUCGCAGCGCUCCCAGUCUCGCGCGCGCUCCCAAUCUCGCGCGCGCUCGCGAUCUCGCCGGGGCUCGAGAUCCCGGUCUCGCUCGCGCUCGAGAUCGACGUUCACGCCGCGAGGUCGCGCCGGGCUGGAUGAGCCCGUUAACGGCAUUCCUGACCUAGUGCGGGUUGGGAAUUAUUCAGGUGGAUUCCAGAACAGAAACAAUCGACAAAACAACAAUUAUCGGCAAAAUUCACGCCCAAACUACGACUCUGACUUGACCGUGAGCAUCGGCAACAAUUUCGCUCAGCGACGCAACCAGAACUACCUCAACAAAAACUCACUCAGCCAACUCAACAACCAAUAUAAUAACCAAGGUUACAAAAAAGGACCAGGCUCCGUCGGAUCCAAUAGAUCCAACUACUCAAAUAGAUCUAAUCGCUCAAACAAGUCGUUCAACAACUCAAACAAAUCGUUCAACAACACAAACAAAUCGUUCAGCAACUCAAAUAAGUCGUUCAACAACUCAAAUAAAUCGUUCAACUCCAAUAAAUCGUUCGGAAAUCGACAAAAACAGCCAUUUUCAAAGCAAAUUUUGGAUCCCGAGCUUCAGAAGGAAAUAGCAGCGAUACAGAAAAAGAUUCCGGGGACUAUAGUUAUUCCUAGCGGAGUAGAUUUCGCGCCUACACCGGUGACUACAUUGAUGACGCUGCAUGAGAGAUUUGGAUCAUAAGGUGAAUCCAUAUGUUUUUUGGUCGAUUCAUAUGUAGUGCAUAAUUACUUUCCAUCGUAUUGCCACGGAAACUUACGAACGUGUCUUGCUAUUUCACUCAGUCUGGGUACAAAAAGUAGUGACAUUGACUGAAGUAGCAUGACAAAUACGAACGUUUCAGAGAAAAUACGAUUAUAUACUACAUCUGUACGCAUUAUUUUUCAAUUUGGACAAAUGGAAUGUCAAAAUCACAAAAUAUAGAAAGAAAAAAAAUUCUUUCAUAGAAUGGUAAAAGAUCAGGGGCUUUUCGACCAUUCUAUGGCUUGGAGCAUUUAUUUUAAUAACCGGAGUCGCCUUUAAGAGCUUACCUCUCUGCCGAAAACCUUGCACAAUUGUGCAUACUUUUGUAUCGACUGACGUUUUUCUGACAUGGCCGACGUAUAUCUGACGUGACGUACGAUAUAACCAAACGGAGUAGUCAUUAACAGGCGUUCCCCUCUGUCGAAAAUAGGCGGCCAAUGGUCAUACACAUUGUAUGGACUGUUUAUCUGACAUGGCUAUUUUUACGUUAUCUAUACAUUUGACGUGCCCCUCCCCCGCAAAAAUCGGUAGACUGUAUUGUACAGAAAAAGACAGCCAAGGCGUCUCCAGUUACUAAAUGCUCUAAGGUCGAAGCCAUCAAGUGCUCUUUGACCAUUCUAUGAAAGAAUCAUAUUUCACUAAAAAUGAUUUAGUAAAGGAGUCCAUAGUGGAUCUCCCGAAUUUUCAUUUCAUUUCGAGGACUAUGUUAACCUUGGACCUGCGUUGGCAUUUGGCGUCACCAUUGUGGCGAUCUGUCAUUUUAGGAUAUAAUAAGGAUUAAUAUGUAAGAUUUUCACGCUGUAUGUAAGUUACAUAAUGUAAAAAAGUAUCAAACGUCUGUUACCUACAUGUGUAUGAUGUACAAUAACCAUCAUAUAUAUCAAAGCGGCCAAGGUGUUCACAAAUAUCUGAACAAGGCGUCUAUUAUCAAGACGUUAAAGCGCAUAUUCAGAUAUUUUUGAGCACUGUGGUAGCUGCGAUAUAUUUGAUAGCGCCUGUUGUACAAAGGAAUGUAGGUGUUAACUGUUAACGUACAUGGUAGCCUUUCAUAAAUAAGUGAACUUAGAAUUAAGUUUAAUAUAAAUAAGAAAAUAUCUUUUGACAUGUUUCUUGUACUAACGAAGUGUAUAUUUCCUUUUUUUUUCUUUUGUGACAUUAACUGUAAUAACCCUUUCAUCGAC
This is a messenger RNA of Cydia splendana, 2511 nucleotides long. RefSeq lists its product as uncharacterized. The transcript is spliced from 4 exons. The record is from RefSeq and is a predicted model, not a curated record. Lineage: Eukaryota; Metazoa; Arthropoda; Insecta; Lepidoptera; Tortricidae. The coding region runs from base 149 to 1270 and encodes 373 amino acids.